AUGACAACAGAGUCUGGAUUUAUUUUUGGAGAUACAGGGGGUGGCGAUAACCAGGGAUCACUACCACUGUAUUCGGAGCCCUCACCUGACGAACCUCAUUCCUACGUUACUGCGAGAUUCAAAUAUAGUACCAUCGAAAACGGACACGUGGUAAUCACAGGAAGAGAUGGGCCUUUAUUUCAAUACUGCGAGGAUGAGCCGAUCAGAACUCCGGGUGCCAUCCAGAGCUUUGGUGUGAUCCUCGCACUACGAGAAGAGUCUCCAAGCCGCCUUGUGGUUCGUGUGGUCAGCGAAAAUUCCCACCAACUUUUGGGAUACUCUCCCAAUCAACUAUUUGAGCUGGAAAGCUUUUGCGAUAUCAUGAACACAGACCAAUCGGACACGUUGUUGUAUCACGUUGACUCGACCCGUGAAGACAUGAACGACUCUGCUGCGGAUGGUCCUGAAGUUUUCUCCCUCUCUCUUAUCACAGGCUUCGAGCAAACUCGUCGCUUUUGGUGUGCUAUGCACGUCAGCGAAACCCAAAAUGACCUGAUCAUAUGCGAGCUUGAACUAGAAGAUGAUGAGAUCAACCCGCUGAAUAUUAGUGGAACCAAGAAUAACCCGAUCGACACUACCGAGCGAUUUGCGACUCCUAAUAUCAAUCUCAGUCAGCCACUUCGGACUUUCCGUAAUGCUCGGAAACGCAAAGGAGAAGCAGCGACAAUGGAGGUUUUUGGUGCUUUGACUCAGAUCCAGGAGCAAUUGAGCCUAGCUACUAACCUUGAUUCUCUACUUUAUGCUACUGCAGGCCUAGUUAAGGAUCUAACGGGUUUCAAUAAAGUCUUGAUUUAUCAAUUCGAUAACAGCUGGAAUGGUCAAGUUGUUACUGAACUGGUGGAUUCCCAGCUUGAGCCAUUCGUUGAUCUAUAUCAAGACUAUCACUUCCCGGCAUCCGAUAUUCCACCGCAAGCCCGUGAGCUAUACAGGAUUAAUAAAGUUCGGCUACUUUAUGAUCGCGACCAAGUGACCUCACGCCUUGUAUGCCGAACAAUAGAAGACAUAAGAGCACCUUUCGAUAUGACACAUGCAUACCUACGUGCUAUAUCGCCUAUUCACACCAAAUACCUUGCCAAUAUGAAAGUUCGUUCGUGUAUGUCGAUCAGCAUCAAUGGCUCUAAAGAUCUAUGGGGCUUGAUAUCUUGCCACUCCUACGGAGAUGAAGGCAUGCGCGUCUCGUUCCCUGUUCGAAAGAUGUGCCGCCUAAUAGGCGAUAUCGUUUCGCGCAAUAUCAAACGUCUUUCUUACACAUCACGACUACAUGCACGGAGACUAAUCAACGCAUUUCCUACACAGGCCAACCUCUCUCUUUAUAUUAUGACGUCUGCAGAUUACUUACUACGGCUUCUCGGUGCAGACUAUGGAUGUCUCUCUAUUUGCGACGAAACAAAACUUUUUGGAGAUACGUUGAAUACGGUCUCCGAGAUUUUCGCACUUUCGGGAUUUCUCCGUAUACGCCAACCUAACUCCGUACUCGCCUCCCAGGAUAUCAUUCAGGACUUUCCUGACUUAUUCUACCCACCCGGCCUGAGAGUUAUAUCGGGCUUCCUCUUUAUACCAUUGUCCGACGAUGGUCGCGACUCCCUUGUAUUCUUCCGGAAGGGUCAACUAUCUGAGAUCAAAUGGGGCGGUGACCCCUAUAAUACGAAAAAAUGCAGGGGGACCGCACAGUAUCUGGAGCCCCGUAGCAGCUUUGCAGCAUGGCGACAAACAGUUCUGGGUCGAUCUCGCGACUGGUCCGAAGCGGACAUGGAGACAGCGACCAUAUUGUGCUUUGUUUACAGUAAAUUCAUCAAAGCUAGACGCCAAAGACAGGAUUCCAUGCAAAGCUACCUGCUGCUGGUUGACUCGGUCCAGCAGGUCCAGACUCCGCUGAGCUCAAUAAUAACAAAUCUUGAGAUUGCAUUGGGUGGUGAUGCCCUCAAUGCAGAAACUCGUGAAAGCUUGACCAAAUCGCAUUCUGCCAGCAAAUCCCUGAUCUAUGUUGUCAAUGAUCUACUCGAUCUGACCUACACCAGAAAAGAACAAGGGCAUUUUUACCUCCAAAUGAGGGAGCUUUCCAUUGGCGAUGUAGGCAUUCCUCGCACCGUAUUCAGUCCGGGCGUUCAUGCUUGGUGCGUGAAUGUGGCCUAUGAACCAUAUCCCAAGUUGGACUUUGAUCCACGGGGAUUCUUUUUCAUCGAAUGGCAAUUUUUUACUUUGCAAGGUGAACCACUGUAA
Molecule: messenger RNA, 2259 nt
Organism: Penicillium odoratum
Lineage: Eukaryota; Fungi; Ascomycota; Eurotiomycetes; Eurotiales; Aspergillaceae
Exons: 1
Coding region: 1-2259 (752 amino acids)
Biological process (GO): regulation of DNA-templated transcription; signal transduction; detection of visible light
Molecular function (GO): phosphorelay sensor kinase activity; protein binding
Source: RefSeq, a predicted model, not a curated record